This is a messenger RNA of Coffea arabica (coffee), 1854 nucleotides long. RefSeq names its product putative disease resistance RPP13-like protein 3. Gene Ontology annotation, molecular function: ADP binding. Gene Ontology annotation, biological process: defense response to other organism. Lineage: Eukaryota; Viridiplantae; Streptophyta; Magnoliopsida; Gentianales; Rubiaceae. The record is from RefSeq and is a predicted model, not a curated record.
AUGAAGUCAAAGAUCAUUGAAUUCAAACAUGUAACACUCGGUGAUCAAAGAGAAUCACUGAUAGGGAUUCAUUACGUCCGGAAAGUAGUUAGGAAAUUCUUUGAUGGAGAGAGUGGGGUUUGUCAAGGUUUGUUGCAGACACUGCAGCUGGCUCGUUCAGUUAGACAAAUGAUGAGGAAGAUGUAUGAUAAAAGAGCUGGUGGCAAGGAAUAUUUGCAGUCAGGAAAUGCUUCACUCAGGGGCUCAUUACAGCACGAUUCAAAUAAGCAACAUAUUGUGGUUGGCCUUGAUGACUACUCGGGUAGAAUGCUGGACCAAAUUACUGGAUUUCCAUCUAGACUAGAAAUCGUCACGAUUGUUGGGAUGGGUGGCAUCGGUAAAACAACACUUGCCAAAAACAUCUUUGAUCAUCCUUACACCAUUUAUCACUACUAUUGUCGUGCAUGGGUUGCAGUGUCCCAAGUUUAUCAAGUGAGGGAUUUGUUAUUAGGCAUUUUGAGCUCUGUUGGUCAACUCAAUGCUGAAACCUAUUCAAAAACCAAUGACCAAUUAGCUGAGGUCUUGUAUAGAAGUUUGAAGGGCAGGAGAUAUUUAAUUGUCAUGGAUGAUAUGUGGAGUGCUAAGGCUUGGGAUGAUGUCAAAAGAUCUUUUCCAAAUGAUAAAAAUGGAAGUCGAGUAAUAGUAACUACUCGGUUUAACGGAUGUGGCUAUCUAUGUCAAUCCGAAAACGCCUCCUCAUUUUAUGAGCCUGCUAAGCAUAGAAGAAAGCUCGAAAUUAAUGGAAAAUAUAUUGUUUGGAGUGGAAGUAUCACGAGAACACUUGAUUCCUGUAGGGCUAUAGCAAGCAGCAUUAGUUCAUUCCUACGCACUGACGCCGAACAUUGUCUAGAAAUGCUUGCUUUAAGUUACAACCACCUACCCCCUUACUUGAAAGUCUGCUUCCUGUAUAUGGGGGCUUUCCCUGAAGAUUGUGAAAUUGAAGUGCAAAAAUUGAUCCAUUUAUGGAUAGCCGAGGGCUUCUUGGAUCCAAAAGUUCUUGAACAUCCAGAAGCAGUGGCUGUGGAUUACUUGGAAGACCUCAUUCGCAGAAGCUUAGUUUUGGUUGGAAAAAGGAGUUUUGAUGGCAAAAUCAAAACAUGCCUCCUCCAUGAUCUUUUGUGGGAACUGUGCUUAAGAGAAGCUCAGAAAGAAAACUUCUUAUCUGUGAUAAAAGGUUUUUCUGCAGGUAUAGCUGAUCAGCGCCGUCUCAGUCUCCACAAGGACUCUUAUCUUGAUGUUCACUUGGCACCCGAAAUGGCAUAUGUCAGAUCAUUUCUGUAUUUUGAUGUGGGUUCUGGCUUCGAACCAGACAUCUUAUUCUUCCAGUUGGGCUUUAAAUUGCUAAAAGUAUUGGAUGUGAUUUUUCUGCGAUUUGAAACUUUCCCUGUUCAAAUACUAGAACUGGUUCAUUUGAGUUACCUUGGACUGAUGGUCACUUUUGAGCUUCCCAAAAUGUUAUCUAGACUCAAGAAUCUGCAAACACUAGUGAUUCAUGGUCCCUGGACUAGCACAGAUUAUGCUGAGUCCCCAAAUCUGUUGUUUGAAUAUUGGAGUAUGCCAAAGUUAAGGCAUCUCUAUAUUACUGUUGCUUGCUGUUUAAGAAGUCCUUCUGUCAAAAUGGAUAUUAGUUUAUGGCCAUUCACUUCAAAAUGCAUCCAAGUUGUGUCCGGAAUUAGAUUUGCAAGCUGCACCAGGGAAGUUUUCAUCAGCAUGCCUUCUCUAAGGAUGUUAGGAUUGUCUGAAACCAAGGAAGACUAUGAGAUGGAUUGGUCAGCCAAAUGCCUAAAAGAGCUUUUCUAUUUGCAAGAACUUUGA